Molecule: messenger RNA, 3015 nt
Organism: Myodes glareolus (Bank vole)
Lineage: Eukaryota; Metazoa; Chordata; Mammalia; Rodentia; Cricetidae
Gene: Bdh1
Product: 3-hydroxybutyrate dehydrogenase 1
Biological process (GO): steroid metabolic process
Cellular component (GO): intracellular membrane-bounded organelle
Molecular function (GO): 3-hydroxybutyrate dehydrogenase activity
Source: RefSeq, a predicted model, not a curated record
CAUUUUAUCAGUAGGUGGCUUUCCUGUCACACUCCUGUGGGAACUUUCAUUCCCAACUAAAGGAAACACAUAAAGCCUGGACGAGAUUUUGCUGGCCAAUUAUUAUACCCCGCUGGGAAGUAAGGGGACUCUGGGCAUCUGGCUGGUAGCUGUCUGGGGCAGGCUCCCUGUGCUGGCAGCGCUGCAGAAGCUUGCUAAGAACCACCGGAAGAAAGCAAAUCGCCCCACUGCUUGCCGACAUGAUGCUGGCUGCCCGUCUCAGACCCCUGUCUCAGCUCCCAGGAAAAACUCUAAGUGUCUGUGACAGAGAGAAUGUGACAAGACACACGCUCUUGCUUUACCCAGCCUCCUUCACAGCAACCACCCGUCGGACUUAUGCCAGUGAGGCAAAUGCGGCGAGCGGCAAAGCUGUCCUCAUCACAGGCUGUGACUCCGGAUUUGGGUUCUCUUUGGCCAAACAUCUGCACUCAAAAGGUUUCCUUGUAUUUGCUGGCUGCUUAAUGAAGGACAAAGGUGAUGCUGGGGUCAAGGAGCUGGACAGCUUAAAGAGUGACCGCCUGAGAACCAUCCAGCUCAAUGUCUGCAACAGCGAAGAGAUAGAGAAAGCGGUGGAGACCAUCCGCUCCAGCCUGAAGGACCCUGAGAAGGGAAUGUGGGGCCUGGUUAACAAUGCAGGCAUCUCAACAUUUGGUGAGGUGGAGUUCACCAGCAUGGAGACGUAUAAGGAGGUGGCAGAAGUGAACCUCUGGGGCACAGUACGCACAACAAAAUCCUUCCUCCCCCUUCUCCGGAGAGCCAAAGGCCGUGUCGUUAAUAUCAGCAGCAUGCUGGGCCGCAUGGCCAACCCAGCCCGCUCGCCAUACUGCAUCACCAAGUUCGGGGUAGAGGCUUUCUCUGACUGCCUGCGAUACGAGAUGCACCCUUUGGGCGUGAAGGUCAGUGUGGUGGAGCCCGGCAAUUUCAUCGCCGCCACCAGUCUGUAUAGCCCUGAGCGUAUCCAGGCCAUCGCCAAGAAGAUGUGGGACGAGCUUCCCGAGGUGGUCCGCAAAGACUAUGGCAAGAAGUACUUCGACGAGAAGAUCGCCAAGAUGGAGACCUACUGCAACAGCGGCUCCACAGACACAUCCUCCGUCAUCGACGCUGUCACGCACGCCCUGACGGCCACCACCCCCUACACCCGCUACCACCCCAUGGACUACUACUGGUGGCUGCGAAUGCAGAUCAUGACCCACUUCCCGGGAGCCAUCUCUGACAAGAUCUACAUACACUGAAGAGGCUCCCGUGUCCUCUCCCGGGGGGGGGGAUCUGGUGGGAGGGGAAGGCCGAGGGGAGGGAGUUCAUACAGUUUCCUUUUUGAUGACUCGCUAUGGAACAUCCACGGUCGUAGGAAGACUUAUUUUAGCAUUAGCCUUACUUGUUCACGUGGUGAAGGGUGUAGGCCUUCACAGAUGUGGGGGGGGGGGUCACAGGUGGGUGGCCCUAAGCCUCAAGGCCAACAUGGUGCUUCUAUCUAGCUCAAGUUGAUUUUAUACAAAGAUUUGUGGGAAAUAUCUUUCUAUUAAAAACAGAUUAUUAGACUAGAAUCCAAAAUCAUUUCUAAGCCAAAACAUCCGUUCAAAAUAUUUAUCCCAUUUAAUCCUUAAGCUAGUCUCACGAGUAAAAAGAACAGAUGUUUUUUUCUCCUUGUGUGCAUGAAGAAUUUGCAGCUCUGUGGCACUUGGGUGCAAUGAAAUACCUCUUCCACUGCACCCAAGCGGUCCUGCUCGUGCUUGGGCAUUGCUGUAAAACUCAUCACACUGUGUUCCAGGGACACUUUGAAUCCUCUUACCGGCAGGGUGUCUUCUCUUGAGACAGUCACACCAGGUGCUACUGUGUGCUCUCUGCCCAUCCAUGGCACUGACUCUCAGCUGGCUGGGGAUGGGAGAUCUGGAGGUUGGCAGUUGAGGUUUCUCCAUCAUCUUUGAAGACUCAGGUUGGGUCUGGGCAGAGGUGCUCUUUGCCUAGGCGUAUGGUUUGGUUUCGCCUUGGACAGGAUUGGUGCUAUCCUUGGGGCUGUAGACAAAUUAGCAGUGCCAAGGCUGGGCACUGAGACAUCUCCCCAGCAAUGGGUCUGGGCACCUACUUGUCUCAUGGGCUUAUGUGGUGCAUGUAAGCGCGCGCACGCACGCACGCACGCACACACACACUCACACACACACACACACACACACACACACACACACACACACACCUGCUCCACAGGAUUUCAGGGUGGUCACCUCUCCUUCCUACUGUAAACAUUUUUUUAAUUAAGCUGAGACACUGCUAGGCAGUCUGUGUUGCCAAUCAGGAAGGUUUGCAUUUGAAGGCCGUCUGUCCCUGCAGUUGGUCAGGGUCUGGGUAUUUGGAUCCAAACCAAGUACUGCCGUGAGCCAGGGAGUGCAGGCUCUUCACAAUGAUUUGUGCCUUUUGCGGCAAAAUCUCGACCUGCCACCAGAGGGAGCUAUGCCUCCUCAGCUGGAGUCCGCUCAGGCGUUUUUUUUUUUCCUUCCACACAAGCUUGAGGUCCUCCAAGAGCCUUUGACCACCUACUUGGACACUGCCUGGGAACAAAGAAAGAAGCAAAGCCCCUUUAGAAACGGUGAUCCUUGCACUCCUAAGCAGUUGUCUGGCCUGAACCCGGAGCCCAGUGCCAGGAGAGAGCAAAGGAACCCAGGUAGCUAGACCAGGCUGCCGGGAGCAGCCUUGCUGAAGCAAAGAGGGUUCCACAGAGAGCGAAUGCAGCUUGCCUUUUGGGCUUUUGACCGCUCCGGAUUCAAUCAGGGGUACCCCGUUCCAGCCCGUCUUCAGGCAAGACCGGGCCUGGGAGGGAAGGAAAGAGGGAGGCGGGGCCUCAGGGUCCAGAGGGCUCCCUCACAGCAGCGAGCCUCUUUUGUACUGCAGUGCCUGUCUCCAGCUGGAGCCUUCGGGUGGCAUUUUUACAUCUUGGAGAAUUUGUUUUCGUGCUUAAUAAAGAGAUUGGUUGUAACACUUGGA